UGCCAACAGUCUGUACAUGUUGAUAGACAAACCGUCAGCCUUUGAAAUGACGACUCCAAGAAGUUUGCUUAUGUACAUCAGUUUGAUCAUUAUUGGUUUUGGGGCAUCGAUUGAAGCAUUUCUGAAUAGAUGCGAAAAAGGAUGGGUUCCAUUUGGAAGGAACUGCUAUAAAUUCUCAUCAUCGACAGCGACAUUCAAAGAUGCUAUGGUAAUAUGUAACAACUAUGGGGCAAUACUUCUGGAAUCGGAAAGCAAAUGGGAGGAAAGCUGGCUGGAUUUACACAGUCGUGUCAGAGGUAAAGCUACACAUGUCUGGCUUGGAGUGAGUGACAUUCAACGAGAAGGGCAAUUUGUGACCUUAUCUGAUGCACGGAAACCUCGCUAUAGCAACUGGUUAAAAGGAGAACCUAACAAUGUCAACAACGAAGACUGUCUCCUUUAUGGAAUUGGGAGGGGAGGAUGGAAUGAUGGAAAUUGUGAAAGUAAAGUAAACUAUGUUUGUAAAAAAUGAAAAUAAAAAAUGUGUAGAUGAAUAGUUACUGUUCCUCUUAUUUAUGAUAAAGACAAAUGUGCAUAAUUAAAAUAAUAUCGAUUCUGUUUGUCAUAGAUGGGUGGGUGAACACUCUUGCAAUAAUAAUAUUAGCGAUUGAGAUGACAGAGUUUAAAUUGUUUUAUAGUAUGUACAGUAGUCAGAUAUGUUUUAACUUUAACUGUAUUCAAUGAAAACAUCCAUUCACCUACAAAUAUAAAUAAUCAACCCCAAAAA
Molecule: messenger RNA, 766 nt
Organism: Magallana angulata
Lineage: Eukaryota; Metazoa; Mollusca; Bivalvia; Ostreida; Ostreidae
Product: CD209 antigen-like protein E
Exons: 4
Coding region: 17-511 (164 amino acids)
Molecular function (GO): signaling receptor activity
Source: RefSeq, a predicted model, not a curated record